GGGGCGGAGAAGAGUGGCAGCCAUAUUGCAAUAUUGUCCUGUUAGUUCAGACUAAUCAGGCGUUUUACAUCGUCAAAUCACAACUCUUCUGUUAAUUUAUUAGAUUCUAUACCGCGCCGCCGUGUCGUGACACCUCUUGCCUACGGGUUCAAGACUGCUGUGAUACUUAGUGUCUUAUCUUUGAAUAUUAUUGAUUUUUACCAGUCUACAUAGAGUGCAAAUUCCAGUAAGAUGGGUACCCGAGACGAUGAAUACGAUUAUUUGUUCAAAGUUGUCCUCAUUGGAGAUUCGGGAGUUGGAAAGAGUAAUCUCCUAUCCAGAUUUACUAGAAAUGAAUUUAAUCUCGAGUCGAAGUCCACAAUAGGAGUAGAGUUUGCAACGAGAAGCAUCCAGGUUGACGGAAAAACAAUCAAAGCACAGAUAUGGGACACAGCUGGCCAAGAAAGAUACAGAGCUAUCACUUCGGCAUAUUACCGUGGUGCAGUAGGAGCACUGUUGGUGUAUGACAUAGCAAAGCACCUAACAUACGAGAAUGUGGAGCGGUGGCUGAGAGAACUUCGUGACCACGCUGAUCAGAAUAUAGUUAUUAUGCUUGUUGGCAACAAGUCGGAUUUAAGGCAUUUGCGGGCAGUGCCGACAGAUGAGGCGAAGAUGUUCGCUGAACGCAAUGGCCUCUCCUUUAUUGAAACGUCAGCGCUUGAUUCGACUAAUGUUGAAACUGCCUUCCAGAACAUUCUGACAGAAAUCUACCGCAUUGUUUCCCAGAAACAGAUCCCAGACAGCCCCGAUGAGGACAACACUCCCUCGGGCAACAUGAAGCCGAUCCACGUGGAGCCUACGGACGAGAGUAGUGCGGCGGGUGCGAAGCGUGCCUGUUGCACUCCGUAGGUGUAUCUCCCGCCUCGCCCGGCUCCCGAGGUGCAGUCGGAGUCAGGUUCCCACCUCGAGUGUGCCUCUCUCUCUGUCGCAACACGAGAGCGGGAAGACGUGGAAGACUUUUGGGGGGGGGGGGGGGAGAGGGGGCUUGGGAUCUACAGUGCUGGGGCAGAAAACACCAGUCUUCGUCAGGGUGACAUUCCUAAUUGCGUAGCGUAAUCCCACUUUAGCCGCUCGUGUGCCCGAUGUCCGGCUAGGUGGUCUCGUAACUUAUUUAUCGAUGCACCCGAGUAAUUUAGAGGUCUUUCUGGUUUUCAUUUUAGAUUUACUGUAUUGUUGAAUUUCUAUUUCUGCAGGAACUACUGAUUUUCCCUUUCUUUUACUUUUAAAAAAUGUGAGUAAUGUGAACAAAGUUAUGUUAGUUGUAUUAUUUACUCGUACUGUUAUAGUUUAGAUUGGAAAGAGUAACAGACAAACUGACAUUUUUAGUUUUACAUGUCAUUCACUCUUUUUUUCCUCUGUUCUCGUGUGAUAUUAAAAUAAUAGUAGAGCCGCAAAAAAUACUUCGGCAGAAUGAAUUGCUGAACACUGUACUUUAAACGUGGGUCAAGGAAACUGAGAACAGGUCGGACUUCAAAAGUUGAGAGCUUUCAACAUUAAAUAAAUGGUUGUAAGAGGUAAUAGUCUAAAUAAUACUAAGGCACGUAAGUUGUUUGAUGAUUGUAAAUUGAGAUGAUGUGAAUUCCAUUUUUUAAAAAGUUAUUGUGGUUGCUAAUAGACUUGGGGGGGAUUGGUGAACUGUAUAUUGAGAAAUGACAUUUUGAAGGGGGAAGGAGAGAGACAUUAAUUUGCUAUUUUUUAAGCUUUGGGUGGCACCCUGUAAGUGCCAGACCGUGAUGUGACCCAGUGAAGGAGCCAUUCCCCCUAGAUGAGAAUUUUGUUUUGCCUGGUGCCAUGUACUUUCUGCUGCAAAUGCACCUUGCACCGCUGUCUUGACUUGUCUGUCUCGCCCAUGGGUGACUGAUCACCCCUGUGGCACUGGUUGCUUUACUCGACGUGAGCUGCUUUUUCAAACACCUGUGCUGUGCUCGUUCUUUAUUAUUAUAAUUAUUAUUAUUAUUACUAUACAUUAUAUAUGAAAAAAUAUAUAUAUACUUUUUCCUGAAGUGUUACUGCUGAUAUAUUAUGAAGGUGUCCUUACGUUGUAAAUUUGAAAGUAUGGCCAUAAUAAAUUUACUUAUUCAGUAGUGUUUCAUA
Schistocerca piceifrons (Central American locust) is the source of this 2133-nucleotide messenger RNA. It is a transcript of the gene Rab11, whose product is annotated as ras-related protein Rab-11A. NCBI's taxonomy places the organism in Eukaryota, Metazoa, Arthropoda, Insecta, Orthoptera, Acrididae. Bases 232 to 888 code for a protein of 218 amino acids. Gene Ontology annotation, molecular function: GTPase activity; GTP binding. The record is from RefSeq and is a predicted model, not a curated record. The transcript has 5 exons. Gene Ontology annotation, biological process: exocytosis. Gene Ontology annotation, cellular component: recycling endosome.